AUGAACAGCACCGAGUCGAGACACACCAACAACUGGGCGGUGCUAGUGUCGACGUCGCGAUUCUGGUUCAACUAUCGCCACAUGGCUAACGUUUUGAGCAUGUAUAGAACAGUCAAGAGAUUGGGCAUUCCGGACUCGCAAAUCAUUUUGAUGUUGUCGGACGAUGUGGCGUGCAACCCAAGAAAUGCGUUCCCCGGGUUCGUUUACAAUAAUGCCGACCGCCAGCUGGAACUUUACGGAGACAACAUCGAGGUGGAUUACCGUGGAUACGAAGUUACCGUGGAGAAUUUCAUCAGACUGCUCACCGACAGAUGGCCCGACGAGCAGCCAAAGUCCAAGCGGUUGCUCACGGACGAGAAUUCCAACAUCUUUAUCUAUAUGACGGGCCAUGGAGGCGACGAGUUCUUGAAGUUCCAGGACUCUGAGGAGAUUUCUUCGUACGACAUUGCGGACGCUUUUGAACAAAUGCACGAGAAAAAACGGUACAACGAGAUUUUCUUCAUGAUCGACACCUGCCAGGCCAACACCAUGUACUCCAAGUUCUACUCGCCAAACAUCCUUGCUGUCGGAUCAUCGGACUUGCACGAGAGCUCCUAUUCGCACCAUUCCGACACAGAGAUCGGAGUUGCCGUCAUCGACAGAUUCACCUACUUCAGUUUGGAGUUCUUGGAAAACCUCGAGAAGGACAGCAAGCUCACGUUGCAGGAUUUGGUCGACUCGUACACGUUCGAGAAGAUCCAUUCGAACGCGGGCGUCCGCAAAGACCUGUUCCAAAGAGACCUGUCGCAGGUUCUAAUCACCGACUUUUUUGGAAACGUGCAACAAACGGUCGUGGACAACGUCGAAGAUGACCUUUUGUAUCUCACGAACUACGACGAGAGGGGAAACCUCAGAAACUUUACGUCUGAGGAAACGCCAAGGGUUGCACCAAAGAGAGAUGCCAAACUUGUGAACCAGAAGAACCACAUGAUCAGCUUUGCGUCGCAGAAAUCGUCCGGCAUCUCUUCGUCGACCCUUGGGUCUGUGGCCGUGGCCAUUGGAAGUUUACUAGCUCUGGCCAAGUUCUUCAAAAUAUGA
This is a messenger RNA of Ogataea philodendri, 1077 nucleotides long. RefSeq lists its product as uncharacterized. The transcript has a single exon. Gene Ontology annotation, cellular component: GPI-anchor transamidase complex. Bases 1 to 1077 code for a protein of 358 amino acids. The record is from RefSeq and is a predicted model, not a curated record. Gene Ontology annotation, biological process: attachment of GPI anchor to protein; proteolysis; protein localization to cell surface. Lineage: Eukaryota; Fungi; Ascomycota; Pichiomycetes; Pichiales; Pichiaceae. Gene Ontology annotation, molecular function: GPI-anchor transamidase activity.